Messenger RNA from Saccostrea cuccullata (small rock oyster), 573 nucleotides. RefSeq lists its product as uncharacterized. Bases 57 to 554 code for a protein of 165 amino acids. Lineage: Eukaryota; Metazoa; Mollusca; Bivalvia; Ostreida; Ostreidae. The transcript is spliced from 3 exons. The record is from RefSeq and is a predicted model, not a curated record.
UUUUUCCAGGACUUGGUGCAACAGCUUUGGGAUUCCAGGCUACCGCUCUAAUCAUCAUGGCCCUUUCAACAUUUGUUCUCUUGUAUACCUUAUGCUGCAAUAAAGACGACCAACAAAAUAGCGUGGGAUGUUGUCAUAAAUUUGGAUUGUGUUUUAUAUGCCUAUAUCCCGUUUCAGGAAUCAUAAGUUUUUCUGGAUGCAUGUUUGUUGUUGCAAACUAUAAAAACCAAGAGAAGGGCUGGGGCUUUUAUCUCUCUCUGGCAGCAUCAUGCUAUAUAGUGCUUGAGAUCUUCGUAUGCUGCUAUACCUUGUACAAGCUAGGAAGUUCAGAAAAGGACACAGAUCCCGAGGAUGGACGAAGGAAUUCAAGUAAUAUUGGUGAGGAAAACAAUCAAUUUGGAGCAUCAGGUCAAAACAAUGAAACAACGACCCGUUCCGGUGGGGGUGGUGUAAUUUUGGGUCAAGUUCAAUGUCAUCACCAGUUAGAAGUUACGAGCACCAGAACGUUUUUGAUCAGGAAGCUGCAGGUCGCCAGAGUUUUCCAUAUCAGCUGAAUGUCAUCUACAUUGAAUG